Molecule: messenger RNA, 2246 nt
Organism: Acanthopagrus latus (yellowfin seabream)
Lineage: Eukaryota; Metazoa; Chordata; Actinopteri; Spariformes; Sparidae
Product: zinc finger protein 862-like
Exons: 8
Coding region: 1135-1674 (179 amino acids)
Molecular function (GO): protein dimerization activity
Source: RefSeq, a predicted model, not a curated record
UUGAUAAGCAGCUGCUUGGUGAGCACUGUCAUGAAGCAAUAUCCUUUUUGAAACAUUCAACUGAUGAAUCAGCAAUCAAAGAGAAGAUGAGGGCCACAUUUCAGUACUGUCAAAAACUGGUUCAAGAUCAGUAGUGCUCUUUGACAGUCUUUGAUGUCUUCCCACAAUUCCUCGACAUCACUGGCUUGGUAAGAAACACAGCUUAUUUUUAUUAAGUGAACUGUCACUCAUGGUAUACACUUUUAAGCUGCAUAAGUAUGAAAAUGUGUGUUCUUCUGUAAAUUGAGCAAAACUGACUUCUAAUGUGCACAUUGAAGACCUCUUGUCUGUGGAGCAUGACCCAGGUGGGUCUAGUUAGCUUGGCUCAUUCUUCUCUUUAAAAUAUCUCAAUUACUUGUGAUGUGAAUGUGCCUGAUAUUUCUCCUGUUUUUCCCCUCGGGUGGGACAGUGACCUACUCUUGGUUCACCUGCUUCCUACCACCUCCAAAGGCCACAAAAAGAGUGCUAAAAUCAGCUCUUGUCAAGCUGUUGACCAUGUUGUGAGAUAUAUACAGGGGUGCGGAAAUGAUUGGGCAAGUUGCCGAUCUCUUGUAAGAGAUCCUCGCUGCUAAGCUGAGAACAGCAAAGCACCUUGCAGUUCUCAUCGAUGGAGACACUGACAUAUCAAACACCGAGUGCGAGAUUGUCUACAUGCGCUUGGUGGAGGGUGGGAAGCCAGUCACUCUCCUCAUUGGACAACAGACCCUUGGGCACUCCCAUGCCAUUGGUGUUCUGGAUGCAACCAAGGCUGCAUUCAAUGCAGUUUGCCCAGAGGACAAUGGAGGGUCAUGGAUGAAAAAGCAGAUCAGCUUCGGGGCAGAUGGUGCCUCAGUGAAUAUGGGCCACUGUGGAGGAGUGAUUGCUCUCCUGCAAAGAGAGGCAGGGGAGUAUAUUAUCGCUAUCCACUGCAUGCCACAUAGACUAGAACUGGCAAUCCUGACUCUCAGAAGAAAGAACCAAUGGUGUGCCAGGUGUAUGAUCUUCUGCAUCUCGUGUGGAAGACCUACCACUUCAGUGGAAAGUCCAAGAGAGAGCUCCAUCAACUAGGGCAAGAGCUUGGUUGUGGUUGUCUGCAGGGAACAUGCUGGAACCCCCAUGUCCACAGGGCCCUCAAAGUGUUCCUGCGACAUGGAGCGGACAAGGACCUCGUCACAGACCAUGGCUAGUACUCCAUUGUUCUGCAGCACAUGGAGCACCUGGAUGUUGAAGGUUCAGUGGAGGUUCAAGGACCGGCAAAGAAGAUCAGGGUGUUACCUGGCGGCUGUUCUGGACAAGUGGCAGGGACUGAAGAUCUUGGUCAGUCAAAACUUCAAGGACAAGUCCUACAGUGGCUUGUGGGAGACCAUGCUGACCAAGGAGCCAUACAGGGAGGAUUACAAGAACAUACUGGAGUUGGUGCAGCUGAUGCUGGUGCUGCCCAUUUCAGCUGCCCAGUGCGAGAGGGGCUUCUCUGCACAGAACCGCAUAAAAAGCUCCAAAAGAAGCAGCCAUGCGGUCUCCACCACCAAAGACCUCAUGAGGAUCACCCUGGAGGGGCCAAGAUUUGAGGACUAUGAUCCAAAUCCUGCUGUGGACUGCUGGAUAAACUCAGCCAAGCGUGCCAGAUGCUUCUCUUUGGCUACUCAGAAGCUGUGAUUUUGGUAGACCACAUCAUAGCUAGAAGGUCUUCACCUGUCAGAGAUGAAUUCUAUAGGAACCAAUAAGUGUCCUUGGAUGUGGAUGUCAAUGCAUAGUAGGCCUGCCUAAUGCAUCCAGGCAUUCUGAUGUCUGUCUCCAGCCGCUCCCACCUCCUACACCCCAUCCUCCUCCCCCUCCCUCUGCUGCUACUAUUCACACUUUCAUCCCUCCCUGAGGGCCAUCAAUAAUGCAAAGUGGAGCUCCUCAAGGAGUGUAUGUACACACACAAAGCGUAUAUAGACACACAAACAGGCCCAAACACACAGUCUUGAAAAUACAUACACACAUGGAAGGCUCAGUUCAAUGUGUGAUUUAUAGAGGGGCACUGCAAGGGGCUUCUCAAGUGGACGCCAAUAUCAUGCAGGCAGGCACAUCUGCAGACAUCAAUAAUUAAGGCAGGGGGUCUAGGGGGUCCCAGGGUUACCCCCAUGGGGUGCCCCAGGUGUCAGCAGGAUCCCCCCCAGACUGUCACAGUCUUCCACAAGGGACUCUGACAACAAACAGUGCCUCCUCAUCGUUGUCUUUUUUUG